AUGAACAAGAGAGUUAGACUUAUAGAAGAUGAAGCUGGAUCAAAUGCCACUGAGUCUGAAAAUGACUACAGAGAAGAGGACAUUAGUGAUGUUGAGGACUAGAGGAAACGCAGAAGAAGGAAUAAGAAGAAUGUCCAAAAGAUGCCUACUAUCAUUGAUGACACUUGGCUUCCCUCCACCAUGAAAAAAUUGAGAGCAUGUAACUACUGCAAAUUGGUGCUGAAUCAGGAGAAGUGGGGUAAACUCAAGCAAUGCCCCAACUGCCCGGAAAGUCUCGCCGGGCUUGAUGAGACCACUGAUAACUUUGAGAGUUUGAUCUCUCUUGUAUUGCCAAUGAAGAGUUGGGUGGCAGAAUGGCAGUAGAUGAAGAACCUUAUUCCUGGAAUUUACGCCCUUGGCAUCAGAAAAUCAUAUUCUGAUUGA
Stylonychia lemnae is the source of this 423-nucleotide messenger RNA. Lineage: Eukaryota; Ciliophora; Spirotrichea; Sporadotrichida; Oxytrichidae. The record is from the annotation of a GenBank genome assembly.